Messenger RNA from Porites lobata, 13339 nucleotides. Lineage: Eukaryota; Metazoa; Cnidaria; Anthozoa; Scleractinia; Poritidae. The record is from the annotation of a GenBank genome assembly.
AUGGCGAAGGCGGUAGCAAGUUGCUCCGUACCAGCUGUAUCAGCAGGACCCCUCACAACACCAGAGUAUAGAAACUGGCUUGCUCUAGGCCAUGCGUUGACAACAGUCCUCUGCGAGGGUCUUCGUCCAUUUGUUAAUAGAGAGGCGGAAGCUUUCUAUAGGAAUGUGACAGCGGCAGUUGCGGCAAUACCUGGAGCGAGACCCUGUACUUGCGUUUACGUCGGGAGAAGGAAGCCCAACCAGUACCACGACAUGACUACUUGUGUCUGGGCUAAUAUCCUUGAGGCUCACCACCAUUCACACAAGCCAAACUGGAAACAAAGUGAUCCCACUAAAUGGAUGGAUCCGAAGUUGGGUCCCUGGGAGAUAGCCAAGCUCUUCCUCCCAGAUUUAGGCGGACAUGCAAUGAUUACCAGUGCGCACGAUAUGGAUGUGACCGCUAUCUUGAACCUAAUGUUUUGGUGUGAUCAGUUUACUAUUCCUCAGCCCUUAAUUAAGGACGUCCGAGAAACUCGAAAUGAAAAAUGGGUGCACGUACCAAAACUUGAAUUAUCCAACGCUGACAAGGCAAUGGCUUUUGCCAGCAUUGAAAAAUUGUUACAAGAUCCCCAGUUAGCUGGUGACCCGGACACCCAGAACGCUCUUAAGGAAAUUGUCAAUCUUAAAAGUAUUACAGACUUGCAUAGUAUGGAGGCUCAGGUUUUGGCUGAUUUUCAGAAAAUUAUGAAUAACUUGGCACAAGAAACCGAACGAAACAAAGAGGAAGUAAACCAAUUAAGAGAGGAUGUCAAUGUUCUUCAGCAAAGGAACAACGCAUUCAUAAACAGAGUAAAUGCAAUGAUUGAGCUUUUCGCCGUUCUAACUGGAAAUGUCAAAAGGAGUUGCAAAGGAAUCGGAAAAAAUGUUGCGUUAAUGUGGAUGGUGUGCUUCUUGUUUUUAGGCUGGUGUCGCGUCUCAAACGAUGACACGUUUAUAAAAGACGGUAUGUUAAAUAGUCUAUUGUAAUAUAAGUACAAACUCGAAGAUUAUAAAACGUUUCCUGUAAUUACUCGAGGUUGCGUAGCACCGAGAGUGAUAAUCUGCAGCCCGUUUUUCUUCAUCGCAUUUAAAGGGAGGUCGGGAUCCUAGGCGUUCCUAGCAGAGACCCUGCAAACCGGGAAUAAGAAUCGUGAAGACUUUCAUUUUUUGCAAAUGAGACUCGUGAUGAGCAUGUGGUUUAUUUUCGGCGAUGAUUAAUUGAGGAGAUGCGCGCAGUUGAUCACGUUCCGGCUUUUUGGCAAUGAUGUAAUUUUCCCCGAAUCAAGCGACCUCGAGUUAACACUUUAAGAGUGUCUUGUUAUAUUAAACAAACUCCGUUCGAAAUAUACGAGAAAACAUCAGUCAGAAUCCCACUCCAAAGAAAAAGAAUAUACCCCACCCCCAUUGUAAGAAAAAAACACAUGUAACGUAAUCUAACAACAAUCUGCGGCCUUAUAACAUGUUGUUGAUCAUGAGACACUCCAUGUUCCUGCUGUGCUAUGACCACGGUGAGUGUUCCUAAUCAUUAUUUUGCACGUUUUCUAAACACUUUAAGACCCAUUUCGGCUCUUUUGAAACCCCCUUUCUUUGGGGUAAGUAAUUACUUUCCUUCCAGGAUCGUCUUUCCAGCACGACCAAGUCAAAGCGACAUAGCUCACGCUCUAGGUCUCGUUCGGGCUCCAAGCCCUCCUGAACGCUCAAAGACUAAUGACGAAGAAAAGGUUUCCCGUCACCUAUCUUGAAAAUCCUUCAAGGGAUCCAGCAGGACUUAAAGUCUACAAAAGAGGGAGUCUCGUCUAUGGAAACUUAUUGGCAAACAAGCUGCCAAGUUUAGGCGAGACACCAGACGCGAUUUCUGUCCUAGCCUACUCGGAUGAAGAACUUGUAACCGACCAGGAGGGCUCAAUUACGGCUUUUAUGCCACCAUCUCGGGCUAAUGAGCCACCAACCGGAGUUUCAGAACCCCAACGUGAAGUUAGUAAGCCCUCCAACGAAAACGUAAUUCAAGCAAACGGGACAACUGAAACGGCCCAACGAAUGGCGGUGAUCUUUAUGAUCUGGACUCUCAAAACCCUUCGUGGGAACAAAAAGCGGUUUUUGUAUAGAAAAACCUCCGUCUGAAGUUAUCUUACGAUCAAGUAAGUGAUGUCUUUGAAAUCUAUUCCAUCCUGUUCGUGGAUCGUUUGUUUGCUCAAAUAUUAGACAACCCUGUACUCAAUCAGAUCUCUCCAGCUACCUCUCGAAAGUGUACGCGAGAGAGAGAGAUAAAGAGCUAGCCGCUGUGCAGAGGACCAUGCUGAACACAACAGACCCCCUUUGUUGUCUGUAUGAUGCUUUGACAUCUCAAAAGGAUGUUCCCUUGAAAGGAUGUAAAACAACUUGUCGAACAGUCACAUUGCCUUUUAGGUUCAGCAAAUUAUCAAUUUUCGACCUUGAGAAGAUAACAUUAAUAAGUAUAACAUUGGCUUUGCUGACCAGUCUCUCCUCAAUGCAUGCCUUCCUUCAAAGCAAGCUGACCUAUCGAAAGGCCUCGCUAAGAACUUGGGUUCAGCUUCACGGCCAUCGAAGCGCCCACGCCCCGGGCCAAUGGUUACCCACAACAGGGACAGGCCUUUCACCAGUGCUUACAAAGUCCCCGUACAAAAAAUAUGCGUCCCUUUCCGGCCUCCAAACCCGAAGCAAAAGAAUGGACGCAUUCAUAGAUAAGUGGAGAGAAAUAACCUCCGAUCCAGAAAUCCUAAACAUUGUUUUAGUUUUCAAGAUUCCGUUGCGUUGCAAACCCGUUCAGAAUGCCCACCUAAUGAAUGCAGAGGUGGAGUCCCCUUGCAAAAGGCGCCAUAGUACAAGUCUCCCCCAUAAAAGAGGGCUUCUUCAGUCGUCUAUUCCUGGUCCCGAAAAGGAUGGAGCCUUUCAGCCUGUAAAAUACCUGGGUUUUCUAAAAACGUUCGUGGAGAACUCACAUUUUCAAUUGGAGAAUAUCUCUUCUCUCAAGUUCUUGCUUCAAAGAGUUAACUAUGUCAACACUUUGGAUUUAAAGGACGCAUACCUGUCGGUCCCGUCCACAGGGACUCUCAAAAGUUUGUAUAGUUCCUCUGAAGAAACAAAUGCUAUGUCUUUCAAGGCCUCUGUUUUGGCUGAAAUACUGUUCCAAGGGUUUUUAACAAACUCUUAAAACCAGUAGCAGCCUACUUAAGCAACGUAGUGUUCUUAUGAUCCUCUAUCUGGACAACUUCGUUAUCGUGGGUUCGUCUUUUCGGGAAGUACAGCAACACACAGCUAUGGUUAUACCUCUCUUAGAGCUUGUAGGCUUCAAAAGGAAUCAAAAGAAGUCAUGCCUAGUCCCAACCCAAGUAAUUCCAUUCCUGAGUUUUCUCAUCGACUCCACUGUAGAGGAGAAAGAGGAGAAAGUUAUGAAAAUGAAAUUCAUUUGCAAGAAAUCCAUUUUAUCACCAGCAAUGCUUGCUCGCCAGUUGGCAAGUCUACUGGCACUCUAGAGUCCUGUCGCCUAGCAAGUAAGCUCCUCUUCACUUCAGACACCUAUGGAUUCAACUGAUGAUCCAGGUUCUGCACGUAACCGGGCAGAAUUUGGAUGUACCCGUUACGCUAGAGCACAGCUUCCUGCAAGACCUCAAAUGCUGGCUAUCAAACAUCGAUCUUGUAAACGGCAGCCCAAUCACACCUCCUGCUUCAACUCUGUUUAGUACAACAGAUGCAUCCAAGACCUGACGGGGUGAAGUCUAUCAGGGGCAACGCACAAACUGGCGUUGGUCUGCCCUCAAAGGCACCCAACACAUCAAUUUACUAGAACCAGUCUCACAAGACUGCCUCAGAAUGGAGAACACGACUGCAUUGGCCCCUGUAAACAGAAAGGGAGGAACCCGGACCGAAAAGCAUCGCACGCGGAUGUCCUGAAAAUGCACUGUACAACCUUCAAGGGUUACACCUUCCCACCCUUCAUCCUUUUCCCUGCUGAACUGAGCAAAGUGCCUCGCAACAAAGCACGAUAUUAGUUGAACCUCGCUGGCAAGUACAGCUUUGGUGGCCACUCCUCCUGAGUCUCGUGAUCGAUCAUUCAGUCCCUCUCCCGAGCAACAGACAACUUCUGACGGACCCAGUAAAUCCCCAAAGGUUACAUUCAAUGUUCCCCCGAUUACACGUAGUCGUGUUUCGAAUCUCCAGGGACUGUACCAAGCAGCGAGACGUCGUUACCGAGAUGCACCUUGCAACCUCUCGCCCCUCAACACGGAAAACGUAUAAAUCAGCUCGGCGACGCUGAUGUGAUAGAUGAAAGGCUGAUCCUUUCUCAGCACCUUUAGCUUUCACCCUACAGAGUAUUUCAACAGUGGAGCAGCUUAUCGCUCAGUAAAUGUUGCACGCUCAGCUAUCUCGACGACUCAUUCCAAACUGGACGGCCUUCCUGUGGAUCAAAACCCUUUAGUGAUCCAGCUACUAAAAGGAAUGUUCAGCGAUUGUCCCCCGCAGCCUAUAUACUCCCAGACUUGGGAUGUAAGUUGCGUGACUAAAUAUCUCUUGACGCUCGGGAAUAGCCGGUAUUUGUCUCUAAAACAAUUAUUAUGGAAGUUAGCUAUGUCGUUCGCCCUAACUUUUCCAGAAAGAGUCUACGCACUAACAAAGCUGGAUCUACGCUACUGUCCUGUUCUUCCAGAAGGUGUAGAGUUCACAUUCUCGCUCCUUGUGAACGGGGCUCGUUUGAUCAGAUUCCCAAGGCAUUAUUCGCUCGAUUCCCUUCCAACUUCAAACUUUGGCCAGUUGAGACACUGCGAUCUUACUUAAAGGAAACACGCGCGAUCCGUUCUAGACUGCGAGCAGUCCCUCCAGUCAGUCGAGUCUAAGCUCGGCAGGACUGGAGAGAGCGAAUUGGCCGAGAGGGAAACCGCCUCCUCCCCAGCUUCCCCUCGGCUUUCGCUCGCUUCGCUCGAUUUCCUCGCUCGCGUGACCAUCCUGAGGGACUUCUCGCAGUCUAGAUCCGUUCUGCUAUCCCUUCCUCCAAAGUGGACCCUCUGUUCAUCUCCAACGUGAGUCUACACAGCUCCCUUCUUAGGGAGCUGGCUUCGUCUGCUUCUGAAGGACUCUGGAAUCAACACUAAUAUUUUCAAAGCACACUCUGUGCGUGGAACGUCGAUCACUGCAGCGGCUAAUUCAAAUGUGCCAUUAUCAGAUAUUUUAAAGAUGGCUGAUUGGUCCAUUCCUCCUACUUUCCAUACAACAUUUGCGCUUGCAGAUCUUCACUGGGUCUUUUAACAGUCACCUCAUCAUGCUUACUGUGUCACUUGGAAAUUCUGAUGAACUCUAGGUCAACAUUGCGUUGUGAAGUUUUUUCAUUUCCCUUCCUCUUCUCCUUUUAACCAUUGUCCCGAUAGGGUUACAUGAAUCUCAUUAAAGUAUUUGCUGCUAUAUGUGACCAUUUGCCUUUCUAUUGGCACUAGCUAUAUGCGUUGAACUCUACCUGGUGUUUUCUCGUACAUUUCGGAGUUUGUGUGAUAUAAUUCCAAAUAUACCAAGGCUGCGAAGCGGCCUGCCGGUAUAAGUGAGAUUAUAUUAACAAACGAGUUGAGAAAUAUAUGAGGACCCACCCACCCUUCCCAGUCGGCAACGUCACCACGUUCAUCCUCUGGCAGUGCCAAUAUUUAGAUCAAUGGUGUUAUCCGUUCACAGCGUUGAAAGAAUGGAGGAACAAAUUACAACAACAUGAUAUGAGACCGCAGAGAGUUGUGGGAUUACGUCACAGGUGGUCUCCUUUUCUUGAGCUAUUUUGAAAAAAUAGCUCAUUUGUCAGUGGUUUGAGCGUAUGUAUCUUUGUGGCUUUGUGGCUUUGUAUGUUCGGAUGUUUGUUGCAGGGUCCAAUAAGGUUGAAGGUACUAUGAGUUGAUGCGUAGGAACCAAUGAGAUUUUGGCACCUAACCGUUAAAGACAUUGCCUAAGGUCAAACAAGGGCACUUAGAGACCGCCAUCUUGAUUCUUCACAAUUUUUACGUCUUUUAUUUAACAAUUAAUGAAUGAGGCUGAGUAUCUUAUGAAGAAUUAUGGAGAUCGAGGAGGGUGUUAUCUACGGCUUCGACGGAUAACACCCUCCGAGAUCUCCAUAAUUCUUCACAUGAUACGAAAGCCGAAUGCAAUAAUUGUUUUAUUAUUCAUUCAAAAUAAUUCCUAGUUUAAAAACAUGGCUAAAACAUGCUUACCUCCAUCGAUCCAUCUAUGUUAAGUUCAUCUUCGAUAGUGCACCUUUAGGUUUGUCCACGUCCGUAAAUAUUCUCCAAAUAGCAGAUGUCGCCCUCCGAGUUGUCUUCUUGCUGUUCUUGCUAUGUUUUGUAGCUAUUUUUUUCGCCUAGUUCUUACUCUUGAAACGAGUGAAAAGUCCGCCAUUUUUUGUUUUCACGACCAAAACAACUCAACCUCGUCCCCAGGUCUUCUCGGUUAACGGUGCCUCAACCUACACGAACGCUACAUUUUUGACGUCAUUUUCUCGUUAAACACAAAAUUCUUCCGAAUUUGGUCAUCAGUAACUGGUUAUGGUGAAUUAUACGUGUGCCUUUAGCCAAUCAGAAUCGGGGAAAUGUUUUGAAUGAAUAAUAAUCCAGCUUAAAGUGUUUAGAAGGAUAACACUGAAAUAUAUUCAUGAUUCAAACGCCGAGUACAGUGAUGCAGUUGUUGACGGGUUCAUAUUUUAGUGUGGGUGCUGCUCCAAGACAUUCGACCUAAUUCGGCUAUCGAGAACGGUACAACACACUUAUUUCAUAAUUUAUGAGUUCUGUUUCACCUGCUUCAAGGUAGAGUAUAAAAGAUCAACACAUAUUUUUCAAAGAUCUUCCAGUAAAACAAUAAUUGAAAUGUAGAUAUGGACUUUAAUUGAGAAGUUUGCGGCCUAUAAAUUGUUGUUUUAGAAGUUUGAAAGGCAAGGUGAGUAUUGUUAAUCCUGUAAACAAGCUUUAUUCUCUUGCUUACAAAGUUCAACAGACCCUUUUCGUACCGGCAAAAGAAAAACAUGAAUUAGGUGAGGAACAUGAUACAUGCUUGUUGCUUAACAGUUAUUAUAGUUAUGGAAAUGUAUUUUAUUUUAUUAGUAACGACGCGUAACUUGAGUCGAAAUGGUAGCGGUCAGGGGAUUAAAUUAAAUUAUUUGACAAAAUAAUUACACAUUGUUUUAUUGAGUGGAAUAACAUGAUAUGGGCAGAAAUAUAUUUCGGCAAUUUGAUAAUUUUCUUGCAAGAAAAUCAAUGUUAGGCUAUCAACCUUAACGUUGCAUGAGGCAUAAUUUAAUUGCAGAUAUUGUAAAGCCGAGGUGAUUUCUUAAAAUCGUUUGAGCAAAUGUUCUGGUAAACAAUUCGCGUUAUUUUACGUACGAAUUGUAAAAGGGACAAAGUCCAACACCUUCACGUGCAAAUUGUGUACAUGAGUUAUUUUUAUUAUCCUGUUUACUGGAUCACUGGGUGAUAACCUGAAUUCCCUCACGUACGAGCCACGAAAGGGGCAAAGUCCAACACUUUCACGUGCAAACUGUGUGACUGUAUAUCUCAUGCAGACUGGCUUUUCACAGUAAUAAUAUUAACUUGAAGGUAUGGAGAAGUUAGUUUUAUAACUAGUGCCUUAAGUGAAUGCUCUUUAAGAAUCAAUAACUUAUAACACUUUUAGAAUCAAGUCGUCGGAGUUAAAGACUGUUUCAUUAAGUAAAAUCGCACGUGACAACCUCGUGAAUUAUGAUGAUGCAACCAUCUACAACAAUGAUGAAAAUCGUGGCAUUUCUUAGCUAUUCGGUAUUCGACGAGCCUCAUUAUCUUAAGAAACCUUGAAACCUUCGAGUCUUCCCUCCAAGCAAUGUUUGGUGAGUUGAUAUUCAUGGGACUUAAAGAAUUUGUUUAUUUUGCAAGGGAAGACAAAGAAAAGUGAAUCUAUAGAAUGUGAGGAUCAACUCAGCUGUGCGCAGCGGUUCGCGUUUUCAUUAAUUUACAGCAAUACCCAAUUUUGCAGAAUACGUAGUUUUCAUUCAGGAUUAAAACAGUAGAUUGUUGAUACGGUUACACUGAAGCAUUCAAAAUAGCUCAUGCACGUUAAACGUGCCUAUGUUCUGCCCCUGGGUGUAUACUCUUUUCUUGUAUACCGUUAAAGAGUGGGACGUAGCACAAUAAGUGGGCUUCUACCCAGUGUUUUCUCGUAUAUUUCUCACUUGGUUUGUUAAUGCAAUUUCAAUUAUUCAGGUAGGCUGCUUCGCGGCCUUGGUAUAAUCGGGAGUUUGUUUCUUCUUUUAGGAUGUGCUCUCAGAAUACAACCUGAUCUCUGGAACCUUAAGUACUUUGACUUCAGCGAGUUUAUCACGUCAUCAAGAAAAGGGUUUAUUGGAAGACAGUGGUUGUACCAGGAAAUGAACCAGAUCAUGAACGAACAAGAUGGAGGUGGUAUUCUACUUAUUGGAAACCCUGGUUCUGGUAAGACAGCGCUUGUUUGUCAUUUGCUUUGUUCCAGAACAUCAAGCCCAUUCAUACAUGAACGAAUUCUUGGGUAUCAUUUCUGCAUGCAUUCGGAUAAAGGGACACAAAAUGCAGCAAAAUUUGUUCGAAAUCUUGCAAAUAUGAUUGCUUUGAGAAUUGAGGAAUACCUUGAAGCAAUUUCGAGUGAUUCCUUUGUCAGCAAAGUACUGCAAGACAAUUGUGGAGGAGAACCAGAGUGGUGUCUUCAGGAAGCAAUUAUUACACCUCUAAAAAAACUACACCACCAACCGAAAAAACCCUGGUAUGUUAUUAUCGACGCACUGGAUGAGUGUGCAGCAGAUAAGGCGGAAAUUCUGAACAUGCUGAAAUCAAAAGUUCGACGAUUCCCAGUUUGGCUUAAAAUGAUCAUAACCACUCGCAAUAUGAGUACCAUCACCAAAAGUUUUGAAGGAUUACAAAGACUCGAGCUACAGCAAGAUGACGAACGAAAUAUAGAUGAUAUUGAUAGAUAUGCCACGGAUAGGAUAUAUCCAUUGCAAGGCUCAAUUAUUUCCAAGAUAAAAGCAUACUUUUCUAUCAAGGACAACAACGCACUGUCACAGAGAAUUGUUUCCAGCCUUGUUGAGAAGUCUCAAGGAAAUUUCUUGUACGUUCGUGUUGUAUUAGAUGCUUUAUCUGCGACAACGGACAGCACAAGAUGGACUGAAAACAUUCCCAGAACACUCGACAACGUAUUUCAAUUGUAUUUUGAACGAAAAUACACAACACGUAAUUCCUUCCAAUCUUUACGCGAGAUAUUUGAAGUUCUUGUCGCAUCAUACAGACCACUAUCUGCCCACCAAAUCCAUUCUGUCCUGCAACUUGACAACCCAACUCUCGACUACGAGUAUGAUAUCAUGCCGAAACUGGAAGAAGUAUCCUUAUUUCUGUGGCAUGGAUCACGAAAUGGCCUUGUACGAAUUUACCAUGCGUCUUUGGCUGAAUGGUUGACUGGAGAAACUAAUAAGGGGAAACUUUAUUACGUAAAGAAAGAAAAUGGCCACAAACGUCUAGCUAAAUACUAUCUUCAAAAUGUCAAACAAAUCAAAAAACAGCUUACACCAGAAGAAGCGUUCUAUUUAACGCGCCAUGUCGUGGAAGGUGGCUUAAACGAACAUAAAGUACGCGAAUUUCUAUCAAUUCCUUCUCACUUAAUCAACAGCACAGAUAAAUCCGGUAGCACGGCUCUGCACAUAAGUGCACGUUUGGCCCAUCCGGACGUUACUGAACUUUUGGUCGAGCAUUUCUUACAGGUUGAUUGUUUAAACAAUGAACAUCGCACGUCUGCUUUCGUGUCUGCAAGUGCCGGGUGCCUUGAAAAUCUUAUCAUUCUUGCCUCCAAAGGGGCAAGCCUAAACCACACUGUCAAAUGCACAGCUUUUAAGCCAUCAAAAAGAUCAAAAAAUCUCGUUCGUGAGUGUCGGAGAAUGGCAUGUGAAUAUUCCCUGUUACACAUUGCCGCUCAGGAAGGAAACGUUAACAUUGUGGAAUUUCUUAUUGAACGCAAUGCAAAUGCAGUGGAAACCACUGGUUGCAAUAACACUGCAAUCCAACUGGCAGCUAAAAAUGGACAUCUAGAGGUCGUUGAGGUCCUCAAGAAAACUGGUGGAGUAAUGGAUGGAGUCUCACUGCAUCAUGCUGCUGCUGAGGGCCACCAAAGUGUCGUGGACUAUCUACUGAAUGAAGGUGUGAAAGACACUUGCAUAGACGGUAGUUACCUGCUACAAGAUAAAACGCAAAAUGAGAAUCGGAACAACAUGCUUGACACUGGCCACUUGAAAACCCUUGAGACAGCUUUGCACGCUGCAGUAAGAAAAGAACAUUUGUCUGUGAUCAAGGCUCUCUUAAGUCGGCAAGAAAAUGCUUUGAGUUGCGCUAACGCUGCAGGAAGACUUCCCCUCCACGAGGCCGUACAUUUUAAUAACUAUAAUGCUUUACAAGUGCUUCUGACAGCAGGAGUUAACACUUCUGUGCGUUGCAACGCUGGGGCGUUAGCUGGCCUUCAUAAGAUUUAUUGCCCUUGCGGUUUUACUGCUUUACAUAUUGCAGCCGCGUAUGGCCAUUACAGCGUUGCCAAAUUACUAAUUGAACAUAACGCAGAUGUUAAUGUUCCAGACUGUGAUGGAUCAACUCCACUUCAUAUUGCCUCGUGCCACGGGAAGAUGUCUCUUAUAAAACUUCUUGUUCAGAGUGGAGCGAACAUCAAUCAACGAACUACGAACUUUUCAACACCUCUUCACAGUGCGGCUGCUUGUCUUGCGACAAGCAGUUUCUGCACUUUACUUGAACUAGGCAGCAACUACUCUGCUCAAGACAACAAGAACAUGACGGUAUUACAUUACCUUUUCAAUAACAUUAAAGUUAUUGGAAGAGAAUAUUUUGUUGAUUUGUAUGUUGACAGGCCGAUAAACUGGAUUGAAGCGCUGACGGAAAAGGAGCCGUGGGAAAAAGGUGACUUACAAUAUACCUGGCUGAAUGCUCUUAUACGAAUAACGCACAGUUUAUCGGCCAAUGUAAAAGAAAGGCUAUUAUCCAGUUUGCCCGAAGGCUAUCUGUUAAGAAAAGCAUACUUUGAAGUUCUUUACCUACUAGAAGAAAAAAGCAACGCUUCAUUUCUCCUUACCGGCAUUGGUAGCUACGGUGAAACAUAUUUGAUAACAAUGGCAACUCCACAAGUUUUUCUUUAUGAUUUAAUUUUUCACAACGCGAUGAAAAGUGCCGGUAUACCGUUUCUUCCAAAAUUGUUGACGAAAACGUUUUUAAAGACACUCUCGAUGCUUUUUCCACGAGCAUUGAACUGCUCACUUCUUACUUUUUCAAUUCAACGGAAUGCGGUUCGUUUUGCAAACUGGUAUUUGAAAGCAGGUGUGGAUGUCAAUUGCCUGGAUCACUCAGGCGUAAACCCUCUUUUAACCUACUUACGACGUGGUGGGCGUCACAUGUCAAAGGUCCUUGCAAGGUAUAAAGUGAGAAUGGAUAUUUCUUGUGGAGUACCUUUUAAAAAUUCAACCUUACACCUUGCCUCUUACCACAAGUUGCAUUACUUACAUUACCUUUAUGAGUACUUGCGAGGUGACGACGAAUGGUCCAAAUUCAUAGCAUCAAUUGAUUCUCUAUUCGACUACUUUUUAGAUGAGUACAAGGAGGUUCAGGAGUUUCGCGGUUCAUCAAAAGUUGUUCGGACUGGUGAUGGUCAAUUGGCCUUAGCGAUUAAGUCUCAUACUUUCGGCACCAAAGUCAUCCUCGAUGGCUGUUUUGAUACGGGAGGCUAUAAUGCGCUACACAGAGCAGCACAAGGCGCAAACGUAAUUGCUAUUGAAAGGUUCCUCGCUUGGGGAGCUAACCCAUCCUUGAAGAAUGCAGCUGGCUUUUCUCCCCUUUGGCUUUCAGUGCUGUAUUCAAUUAAAUACACACCAUUUCUCAGCUUCAGUAACGAAAACAUUGUAACUGGUUUAGAACUAGAUCUUGCAUCAACCUCAGCCUCCUUGAUUCUGGAUCGUCUUAUCGAGUUUGAAACAGUGAAUAUCGGCUGCAAUGAAAACAGCCCAGACUUGACCUUGUAUCACCUCGCGGCCAUUCGAGGGAUGUGGCGGUUUGUACUUCACUUGCUUUCGCAGAAAGAAUUAACAGGAGUGGACGUAAACUGUCCCAACAGAGAUGGUAUAACUCCAAUGUACUUGGCAAAGCUUGUCGGUGGUGACAGUUGUGGCUGGGGCAGCCCCUGGUGCAAAGUCGUGGAAACCAUUGAGAGGUUUGGUGGAAAACUCCGCUUUCCCAAUCUAGAGGCCGAAUACGUUCUCUUCUUUUAUCUCUUCUAUGGAGUAAGUCCAGGCAACGUGUCACUCGAGUUACCAGAACAUGAUGUAUCAACCCUUCAAUACGAUUGUGAGCGUGAAGAAUGUCUGAAAUAUCAUAACGGUCAUACCAAUCUUGACGAGUCAUCUAUUCAACUUGACUGGGCCUACAGAGAUUACAGAAAACAAGUAGACGGGUGCGAACUUAACGUUAAUAGUGGAAGAUGUCUGCCCGAGAUUGAUCGGGAUUUGUCUCAUUUUCAGUCCGUAAUGCCUGCUGUUUCUAAUUACCAGUCCUUGAAAUUUGAACACAUUUCUGCCAGUACAAGUUUUUCAUUCUUACUCGAUAUCGAGAGAAAUCGUAUACUAUCAAUUUUGUCGAAAGUCACCGGGCCGGGCUCAAGGAGGCAAAGACCUAACGAUGAAAAUACCCGAAGAUCAUCAACAUUCAGUUCCAGCAAAGACGAAAACCAACAAAGAACAACAAACACAUUUAACGAAAACAGCCAAACGACUAGAGAAAGGGAAAAAGCUACGAAGUGCUGCGAAGAAAGCCAACAAAAAGAGGAAUCUGACUGUACAUUUCAUCGUCACGGUUCUCUCCGCACGCAUUUUGAGCAGUUCCAGGACAGUGCUGUUCGGUUGAUGAAACGUUCAAAGCAAACAAGAUCAGUUAUGUUUGCAAGGGGAAACUUUCCUCGUGUACUAUCAAGAGUUGAUCACGCUUUGUAUAAUUAUCAUAUAGCUUCUUAUUGUGACUGGCAAGCCAAUACGGCUAAGUAUAUCAUACUUAAGUUCCAAAUUUGGAACUUAAAUUUCUUCGCUAAAAAUAACUUCGUGAAAGAAAAUUCCAGAUUGGUGAGUAUCUCAGACUUCGCAUCAUCUCGCAUAAGAAAAGUCUUGACUGGAUCAUCCGAAGAUUUACUGAAACUUGUUUUACGACUCGUUUCUAAAGAGAAAUUUGAUCACUUCAAUUAUCUGACAAUUUUGAAAUUUAAGAAGCCGCCUUUGUGGAAAGGUACUUAUGAUGCUUGGGAGUUUUGA